Molecule: messenger RNA, 636 nt
Organism: Aspergillus chevalieri
Lineage: Eukaryota; Fungi; Ascomycota; Eurotiomycetes; Eurotiales; Aspergillaceae
Product: carbonic anhydrase
Exons: 2
Coding region: 1-636 (211 amino acids)
Biological process (GO): cellular response to carbon dioxide; cellular response to oxidative stress; carbon utilization
Cellular component (GO): cytoplasm
Molecular function (GO): zinc ion binding; carbonate dehydratase activity
Source: RefSeq, a predicted model, not a curated record
AUGCCAGACCGAUACUUCACUGCCCUGAGCCAGAACAAGGAAUGGGCCGCCAAAACCGCCCGUGAGGAGCCCGACCUCCUCGCCAGCCUUGCGGUCGGCCAGCGCCCCGAAAUCCUCUGGAUCGGCUGCUCCGACUCUCGCUGCCCCGAGACCACCAUCCUGGGCCUCAAGCCUGGCGAUGUCUUUGUCCACCGUAACAUCGCCAACGUCCUGCACACGGCCGACCUGAGCUCGUCUGCGGUCAUCGAGUAUGCCGUCCGUCACCUGCGCGUCAAGCAUAUUGUUCUGAGCGGCCAUACAGGCUGCGGAGGUGUCGCUGCGGCACUGGGUAACAAGCAGCUUGGUAUCCUCGACCCGUGGUUGGUGCCCCUGCGCCAAAUCCGCGAACAGAACUUGCAGACUCUCCAGUCGCUGCCGGCGGACGAGGCCAACACCUUGAUGGCGGAGCUGAAUGUUCGCGAGGGAAUCAAGACGCUCCAGCAGAAGAGCGUUGUGUUGGAAGCGAUCGAGGAGCGGGGAUUGACGAUUCAUGGAGUCAUGUAUGAGGUUGGCAGUGGAGUGCUUCGGGAGUUGGACACGAACGACACGCAGGAGCAGCUCAAGGCACGACUUGUUUCGUACAAGACGGAGGCAUAG